Molecule: messenger RNA, 1660 nt
Organism: Pectinophora gossypiella (pink bollworm)
Lineage: Eukaryota; Metazoa; Arthropoda; Insecta; Lepidoptera; Gelechiidae
Exons: 4
Coding region: 328-1128 (266 amino acids)
Source: RefSeq, a predicted model, not a curated record
UAAUAAAACAUGUAAUUGAAGACGUUGCGUGUGUUUUUGUUAUCAAUUAUUAUAAUACUCCGUUUUAAUUUAUUUACGUCAUAAGAUUUACGGUUUAUUAAAGUUAUUAAACAAAAACCCGAUACAGAUUUAUUGACAUUUCCAAAUGUCAAAAAUAAACGCUAUCGGUAGUAUCAGUCGCCAUGUUACACAUUACAUAUCUAUCGCAAAUUGCAUUUUAUGAAAGAAAUUGCUAGUGUCAAACAAAAGCGCGCGAUUAUAAUUUGUUAUUAGUGCGACGAUAACAAAUUCUAGGAUAAAGUGUUAAUUACAACAUUUCUAAGAGUAAUGGCUCCACCUAGAAAAAUAAUAAGGCAGCAACAGGAGAUUCUGAUAGAAUUUCUUGAAGAAAACAGGGAUGUAGCUAAUGGCAUACCACCCGGAGCGCCCAUAUCCCAUCAGCCUUCAAGACAGAAAUGGACAAUGCUGGCUAAAAAACUCAACUCAGUCAAUGGAGGUGUUACAAAGACUCCCGAUGGAUGGAAAAAGUACUGGUUUGAAUGGCGGCAUAAGUGCAGAAAAAAGGCAGCUGAUGCGAGAAGGUAUCAGAGUGGAUCAGAUAUGGGACGGAACAGAUUUGUGCCUCUUAAUGACUUGGAGAUCAGAGUCCUAGAACUGAGUGGCAAAGGCUCCGUGACUCCUUCAGUGCCCAUGUCUCAACAAUUAGACGACUUUUUAGCUGAAGAUUCUGACUCUGAACAGCCAUUAGAAACUAUAAAAAUCCAGGCAGCACAAGUAACUGUUAAACCGAGACAAUCAGUCAGUAGUACAUCAAAACAUUUUGUGAAUUGUGCGGAAGACCAGACGCGACCAUCGACGCCUCCGCCCAAAUGGGCUAUAGAUCUGGAAACUCGUAGAAUAGCAGCAGAGGAACGCAUGGCUGAAGCCCUAAUGUCUAUGGCUGCAGUUAUGAAAAGCCAGGAAGAACGCAGAGCUAUGCUAGACGAGAGAAUAGCGGAUGCUAUUACAACUAUUGCUGGGACUGUACAAGACUUGAAUAGUGGCGUGCAAGAAGCCUUGCGUCAUCUACAACAACUACACCCCAUACAAUCAAAUGGGCCCAGUUUAAAAAGAGAUGUUUUUCUAUGAGUUACUAGUGAAUUCUAAGAAACAAUGUUACAUUCUAGUACAGCCCAUAAAUAUAUUGUUCUUACUGUGUGCAUUACUCUGUGAGUGCGAGCAUCACAGACAGUCUGCGCGCUUGUGUGUUGGUGCAGGGCAGAGUGUCCCUUCUCCAUGUUAUUGUUUAUUCUAUUAUUCUCAUCAUCAUUAAGAGUCACGCUCUUGUCGAUGAUGCUACACCGACAUGCUACUUUUUAGGGAAAAAUAGGGCAGUGGUUUCCCUCUUGCCUUCCGCCCUCUAUUAUUCUAGUCAAUGUAAAACAUAUUUAAAUGUAGACUGUUUUUGUAUUGUUUUAAGUCAUCCUUGAGGCAUUAACGAGUGUAAAGAGGUGUAAGAAAGAAGAGAUGAGGAUUGGAUGCUAUCUUUGAGAUAGUCUUGUGUUGUGAAAGUGAUUAUGCCAUACUCAAAAAACUUGUAAAUACCAGAAUGAAGUACAUUUAAACUUAAUAUUUUGUAUAUUUGUUUACCAAAAAUAUAGAAGUGCUUGCUUGCGAAAUA